CUAAUUUCUUAUAAACUCGAUACAAGAAAAUAUUGGUUCUUUUGCUUUGCUAAGAUUCUAUUGCAUUUAGGUCUUGAGGGUUUGACCGCGAAACCGCCCAAAAUGUCAGCCAUCUUGUUUUUGUGAACCGUAGGUCAACGGUUGAAGUAUCACACGCGGCGGGACCCGAACCUGUACCGAUAUUUUUAUCUGUGAUUUUUAGCAUUUUGUUAAGUUCAAGAUGCCAUCUAGAAGGAAGAAUACCGCUCCUCAAAGAUUGCCAGCAUUACAAGAUGAGGAAAUUGAAGAGGCGUGGCCGACUGACCCCGCCCUUCUUGCACAAUACAUAACAGAGCACCCGCUUACCGAGUUUUACUCUGCCCCAUCUUUGCCCAAGUUUUUCAUGGAGCAGCUCCAGGAUGCUAAAAAGACCUCAAAAGAGGAAGGCAUUGAGAUAUACCAUUGCAAAGCUUGUAAUAAUAAGAAGUAUAAAACUUUAAGUGGUUUACGAUACCACGUGCAGCAAAGUUGUGACCAAGUACCAAGGAGAGCUUAUACUUGUUUGUUAUGCACCUUUCAACAUCAGGAAGAAAGGAAUAUUGAAUAUCAUAUACAAGAACAUCAUGUUGAAAAAUACCUUCCACCAAAAAACGAUGAGAAAUAUCAGCGUCGAGCUUCAAAACUUGGUCGGAUGAAGGUCCUCCUGUACGAAGAGAGCAGCUCGGCAGCUGACGUCAUCGAUAAGGAGGCGGGAUCUGAGUACGAAGAGGAGGAGACUGUGGAAGAGGAGACAGUAGAGGAAUUUGAGGGGGAAGAGGAAGACGAGAUCUUGAGUAAUAUCAAGGUCAAGACAGCAACAAAGUCCACAAGAACUCCAAGGAAAUCAAGGAGAAAAGUCACGCCAAAGAUUAGCAGAUUGACGUACACAACGCUUGGUAAACCUUUGAGUAACGCGUUCGGUUGGACGUAUUCAAAACGACGGAUGCUUGAAAAAAAGUUCCCACAUGUGUUUCCCAACUGGACAGCACAAUUUACUUUGGGGGAUUUGGACACGACUGAAGAUAUAAGCAACUUUGGGUUGCGUAAGACUUCACCUGCAUUUGCAAUCGACCGAAAUACUUUAAACAAAAUUUCCGCUCCAAAAAAUUCUAACGAUUCAAGUUUAGAAUUUAAAAAACUAAACUGUUUUGCGUCUGUGGUGAAUGACGGAAUACAAAGUGCCACAAUGUUCACUGGUGGUCCAGUAUGGAGCAUGGCUUGGUGUCCUUUCCCAUGUGAUGUCACAUCCCAUCAGUACCUUGCCUUGAGCACAAACAUUGGUGAACAUUAUAUGGACCCAAAGUUCACAUACAAAGAUAGAGCUAUGAUUCAGAUUUGGGACUGUGGAGAAAUGCCAUUGAAAUUGAAAAAGAAGACUUCCAUGACACAUCCAUGUUUUUCCCUUGGAUUGACACUGGAUGUGGGGCCAAUAUGGGACAUGAAAUGGUGUCCUUAUGGUGGCCACGUGUCAUCUACUCUAACAGGUGGUAGAUUGGGUUUAUUAGCAGUGGCGUGCGCUUCUGGAGAUGUUUAUAUUAUUUCUAUCCCUCACCUGCAAGGACGAGAUCAAAUAUUGAAUGGCAACACUGUGAAUGGGAACACUGGAAAGCAUCCAAUAUUUAAAACACGACCUGUUAUCAAGUUAUGUCCGGUACGGGGCGAAUCUCGGCCGUUCGGACAAACAUUUUCCCUCACGUGGUCGACUAACGAUGGGUGUGGAUUCGUUGCUGCUGGGUUUGCAUCAGGACACGUAGCCGUGUGGGAUUUAAGGUCGGCUUCAUCUCUUCUGCUGGGGGAGGUGGAUGAAUAUACAAAGGUGUUAUACGCAUGUCACUCGUUCCGCGCGCACAACAAACCACUUCGAGGCAUCGUGUGGUGUCCGUUCGAUUCCAAUAUCCUUGUUACCGGGGGAAACGAUCGGAUGUUGAAGUUGUGGGAUAGAAGAAGAACGGAUGCUCCUUUGCAUGAAAACAAUGUAACUAAAUGCAGUUUCACGUCUGAAAUGGAAUGGCCAAUAAAUUACAAUGGUAUCUACACUGCUACCAACAAUGCAUUCUCUAUUCCUCAUUUCCACAGUUGUUUGUAUGUUAAGUUGAACGUUCAGUCAGAUGCUCUGCCCCCAAUCAACAAUGUGUUCCCAAAUAAGGCCACCUCGUGGACAGUGACAUCUAGUGACUGGUUAAACUGUGUUGGGGGAGGGGACGUGACGGGGUUGGCCAUGAUUCAUAUCAGUAAUAACUGGAACCGCGGUAACAUAUAUGUUAAGAAGGUUUCAAGGAUGUUGUUGUUCCAAUGUGAUGUCAUAGAUGAUGAAGUGACAUCACAGGAGGUCACAGAUAAUGAAAGUAAGGAUGGUGAAGAUUACAAACUAGUUUUCCGUGAUGCAGACACAAACACUGACCUCAGCAAAGCUAACAAGCUUGAAUCCUACAAGAGAUUGAGGACAUAUGAUUGCUUCAAGGAUGACAAUUUCAAGCCCAAUUAUCCAGCCAUCUUAAAAAUGAGAUGGAAUCCGAACAUUACCUCGUACACUAGCAUUGCUACAGCUACCAACUCUGGCCUGGUUCGAAUACAAACAGUUGAAGGUUUGGUUUCAAAAGAAGUGGAAACAGCUCAGCAAGAAGCGAUCUCGCAAGAUGUUUAAUGUUAUUUUCACAUUUUCUUUUCUAUCAUUUCGUAAAUAAAAUUAAAACGCUUUUAAA
Ciona intestinalis (vase tunicate) is the source of this 2720-nucleotide messenger RNA. Lineage: Eukaryota; Metazoa; Chordata; Ascidiacea; Phlebobranchia; Cionidae. The record is from RefSeq and is a predicted model, not a curated record.